Nicotiana attenuata is the source of this 1205-nucleotide messenger RNA. Its product is annotated as tetraspanin-8-like. Gene Ontology annotation, biological process: auxin-activated signaling pathway. The record is from RefSeq and is a predicted model, not a curated record. Bases 170 to 658 code for a protein of 162 amino acids. The transcript is spliced from 2 exons. Lineage: Eukaryota; Viridiplantae; Streptophyta; Magnoliopsida; Solanales; Solanaceae. Gene Ontology annotation, cellular component: plasma membrane; plasmodesma.
CAAUUGGAACUUAUUCAGCGGAUCGGGGACUUCCUUCCGCCGCCUCCUUUUCCGGUCAUUUCGUUCUCAUUCAAAAUACCUACCCAACGAGGACAAAGAGUAGUAGUACUAGUUAUCAGUUCUUUCUCAGUUUUGAGAUUCAUGAGUUCAUCCAAAAAAGAAAGGAGUUAUGGUCCAAGUAAGCAACUCCAUAAUCACAUUUAAUUUGGUAAAUCUAGGGUUUUCUCUUGUAUGCCUAUGGCCGUUAGACGAGGAAUUUCCUUGCCGAAAACUAUUGCAGACGCCUUUGCUGAUACUGGGAGCUUCUCUACUGGUUCUUUCGCUGCUAGGAUUUGUUGGGUUUGGGUGGCGAGUCACAUUUUUCAUGUGGCUAUAUUUGUUCUUGUUGUUCUUGUUCAUGCUGGGAUUGCUUUGUUUCUCGGCGUUCACUAUUAUGGUCACUAAUAAAAACGUGAGCAGAGCUCUAUCUGGGAAAAAUUAUAAGGACUUGUUCGAGUUAGGAGAUUACUCGCACUGGUUGCAGAAGUAUGUGGUGAAUUCAGAGAACUGGGAGGAAAUUAAGAGUUGUUUGAUUGAUACCGAAUAUUGUCAACGUCUACCUACUGGCAAUGGAGUUGAUUUUUACAAAUAUAGCCUCUCUGCUAUGCAGGUGAUAUAGUUUGGCCCCAUUGGAUUGGCCAAACCUGUGCUCAAGGCUGUUCCAAAGUUCCAUUGUUGAUUUUGAGUAGAUAACACUGUCUCCUAUUUCUUUAGACAGUGAGUUUAGUAACCAUGAAGUGACCAUGUCAUUGCACCUGCUCCAUUGAGGAAGAUCACUGGAAUCCAAACUUGGUUUCACACAGCUUCCAUUGAUGAAACCAAGCAUAUUCUUGGCCGAAGGGGCAAUUAGGAUUGACCUCCUCCAACCUGGAAAACCUCUCCCAUCAAAUGGUGAGUUGACGAGAGACAUGCCAGGUGCAUCAGAGGAGUCAAGGAAGUAUGGAUGAUUACAAUCCUGAUUGACUGUAGUAGAUGAAGAACCUGGACUUGACUUUGAGCAACUGGAGUAGAGAUGACUGGAGUCUCAUCUAUUACUGCCAUAGUUAGCCUUUAGACUUUAAGAGAUUCAAAAGGAAAUGAAGGAUUGAGCUAUUAGAGCUCUGAUACCAUGAAAGAUUUAGCAAGGAAGAUGAAGAAUUUUUCUCUGUAUAUUGUAUAUCAUCUCA